ACUCUGAAGUAAACAGAGAGUGCUUUUGGGGGGCCUCCGUUUCAACCCGAAUAGCGAUUUUUAGAUUAUGAAAUGAAUACGUGAAAGUUGAAGGGAAGAGAAAGUGGAACGUUGAGCUUGCUUUUGAGUUAAUGAGACUUGGUACCUGGCAUGGCUAAUUGGCUAAGAAAGCAAGUUUCCAGCACUUAAACCCAUAUGGAUCGGAAGCUUCAUAGUUUAUGUGCUUGCUCAACCGCUUUGCUAGUGCAAAAAUACAUCCAUGUCGGUUGGAUCAGUCGCCGAGUGUAUACCCACUGUUGGGAAGUGUAUGUCCAUGCCUUCUCGAUUUAGUUUACCCUGAUUGCGGAGGGCUGUCUUUGAGUUGGCCUUUUUGCUAUUCGAAGUGACCUAUUGCAGUUCUAUAAGUACGCAAGUAAUCUUGGCUGUGUUCAUCUUUGAUCACUUCGUUCUGCUGUAGUAAUCUAUUUGGCCAAUGACCACAGUUGGUCAUCGUCCUUUCAUGAUGCUUGGUUUUACUUUUUUUGACAUGACUGGUAAAGAGGACGGAAUUUCACCAUAGGACAGCACACGUUAUUAUCAUCUUGGAUGCAAUUCUGAAGUAUAAAGCUCACAUACAUAUGGCCAGUAACAAGAUCUGUUGGGAGGAUAUGACAAGUCUCUUGCCAUGCCAUCAUUGUAAUUGGUCUCAGAGGAUCCCAGAGUUCUCUUUUAAAGGAAAAUGCAAGAAGGUUCCGCGUUUAGGGUAUUCUGGCUCAUAUUUUUCCCCAAAUGGAAGCAUGUUUUUCCUUGCUCAACAGCCUUCAGUAGAACCCAGUCCAUGCUCGAGAAGACAUGGGCCAGUCUAUUCCAGUUCAGUGGGUGAUGGGAUGGACUCAGAGAACUCUGAAGAUGAACCUAACGGUGAAAGUUCUACCAAUGAUGACCAAGGAGAGGUAAGUGAUGAAUCGCUCAGAGAGGAGCUUGAAAGGAUUGUUGGCAUGGAUGAUUCCACCUUUAGCGGCAUAGAUCUUGCCACACUUAUUAGAAACAAAUAUGGGAGGUCAUACGACAUUCAGCUUAUAAAGAAGGAAUUUAUGGGAAGAAAUCUUCUGGCACUCAAUGUCAUGUGGAAGUACCUUGAACAGAGAUCCUUUCCGCUAACUGAAGAGGAGUAUAUACUGAGGCUCGAUGACGUGGCGAACACAUUAAGAUGCUGGGGAGCUGUCUCACACAUUAGAAACAGCCUAGCAAAGUCAAAAGAGCGUCCAAGAAUAGGAAAGGCAGUUAGCAUUUUCAUAGAUAUGGACGAGUCUGGUGGCCGUGCCAAUGAAUGGAUAUACAAGUAGGUUGUAAUUGAGUAGUGCAAUCAGUCGAAGAGAAGAGGAAAUAGAUUGUGAUGGGGAAGUAAGGAUUUAUCACCAUGGUCAAUGUGCCCCAACAUAUGAGAAGACACGAGGCCUUUCAAUGCGGAGCAGGGCAUACCCUUUUGUUGUUUUGAUGUGCAUAAUGCUCUGUUCAGGUGGUAUUUCUGUAGGUAGUCUCUCGUGGACGACAAUGGCUUCCAAUUGUCCCGUCUCUCUCUCUCUCGUGCGCGUGCACACGUAUUCUUUUGUUCACUUGUCAUAAAUGCACAUACAUACCUGACACUACUUUUGGAUUGUAGCUAGUUGUUUGUUUACUUUGAGGUUCAUUUUGACAAAUGGUAACUAUAAGAUGGUGAGUCCCAUAUUAGUUGAGACUAGUCUGCUUGCAUUCUGAGUUGUUUUACACUACCAUAUCGAAAGGCGCAAGUUCUAUUAAGCAUAGAGGACACGUCUUCAGAAUUUCGGAAGGCGUAUUUCGAUUUCCUAUUUAAAGGGCCAAAUUUCAGCACAUUAUCAGUGCAAAACAUGAGCUUGUGCGGAAGGCUAGCCAACGCGACAGUUCUCAACUCUUCAAAUCUAACAAUAGAGAGACAACAUUGCGCUGAUCUAGCUUUGCAAUGCCGAUACCGUUGCAGAAUACCAAAUUAGGGCCUGUUUUGUAGCUUGUCUACUUUGGUGACAGAAUCUACGAUACCUUCGGUUCCUUCUGUGCGGCCGAGGUAUACCGAGAAAUCAAGAAAGUUACCGUGCCUCUUUCAGUUGAUCUUAUGCAACAGUACGGAUAUUAGGGCAAUAUAAUAUUGUGUGGCUGCAAUUGAUUAAUCCCAAUUUCAGAAGAUUUGCCGAGAAUUUUCAGAUUGCUUCCCAAGGCCUUAGGGUAUACGAUGUUGGAUUGGGCGCAGGCAAGCCCCUUCACCAGGCUGCAUUAAGGCUUAACUCCAAUACGGCAUAGCCAAUACAUAAAACUUUGCACUCGGGAGGUUACUUGGGAAAGGAGUGACUCGACCUCGCCUGCUUGGGCUAAGCACAGUGCUGCUAAAUCACCAGCAGAUGGUGAAGCCUGAGGUAGCGAUAAUGGCAAUGAAGAUGCCUGCCGCUCUCCCUGAUCAUGCCUCAGAAAGCCUUCAAGGGGAGAUCCAAAGGGAGAUCAUAGAAAGAACUAUCAAUCGAAAUUUAUUCAAUUCCUGUAGUCCUACAUACGACGAAAAGAGUUGGACUUUACCACCUACCCAAAGCGACUGUGACAACGAGAAUUCUAGAGAGUACUAGAUUGUUUCAAAGACAAAUUCCCGAAAUCCAAAACCAAAAGUAACUAACGAACUGCUUAUUGUUCCAGCCAUUCCCUAAACCUUAAACCACCUCUAUUUUGACAUGUACAGCAUCAACUAUCCAAUAAAAAAGAAGGAAAAAAAAAACGACUCUGCACAAACUGAAGCAAUGGAGUUACUAAUGACAUCUAUCAAUUUGGGAAAGACGGCUCCACUUA
This is a messenger RNA of Syzygium oleosum, 2829 nucleotides long. RefSeq lists its product as uncharacterized. The transcript is spliced from 6 exons. NCBI's taxonomy places the organism in Eukaryota, Viridiplantae, Streptophyta, Magnoliopsida, Myrtales, Myrtaceae. The record is from RefSeq and is a predicted model, not a curated record. The coding region runs from base 618 to 1325 and encodes 235 amino acids.